AUGGGUUCGCAAACGUUGGAAAUCCUGCGGCAGGGUGUGCUGGCCAGUUUGACCGGCGGCUGGUACUACGACGUGCAUCAGAAUGUCUUCUGCAAUGCCGUCCAUCUGUACAUCUGGUUGUUUCUGUUGUUUCUUCCGUUCAUCAUUUACAUGUACUUUCCCACAACGCUAAUCGUAUGGAGUGUAUACUGUGUCCUGGUUGCCAUCAUCAUCACAUUCUUCAAGAUGGUUAACGUGGCCCUGCACCGGAUGUACGACCGGGCGCGCACCAUGUCGGAGACCAAUCUGAAGAAACCGGGCGUCGGCGGUGGGACGAAGAUGCCCGGUGCCGGAGGACCCAACAGUGGCCCCGGUGGUGGCGGUGGUGGCGAGGACGACGAGGCCGGUAUUGAGAUGCAAAUCCUCGGCACUGUUGAGGUAGUCGGAACGCCACCGGUGAACGCUUCAUCCCGUACCUCGGUGGAGCAUCCGAGCGAUGAAAACCACAGCUACGCCAACAGUGCGCUUUCGUUCGAUUUUCCCGAACAGGUAACGAGCACGAUCGACCUGAAGGUGGACGUGCACCGCAAGAACAGCUCCGAAUCGAGCGAUAGCGGGAUGAGCGGUGGCGCCACGGGCACCGGAGCCGAUGGGGCGGCAUGUGUCGAAGCGAGCGGACACGCGAGGGCACGCUGCAGCACAGUGCAAACGCACUCGGCGGAAGUGUGCAGUACGGCCACCCACAAACGAUCGCUUUCGACGCCCAACCAGGAUCGCUUUUCGGAAAUGGCACUAGAGAAUGCGGUGCGUGAGAUGUCGGGCGAGUUCGGAACGGCCGGUGGAUCGAGCAGUGCCGGUGGAAGCACCAGCAUCGUGGCAAUCGAUGGCGGUCUGGCGAAAGACCGACAGCAGCGGCAGCUACAGCAGCAGCAACCAUUAGCGGGCCGGUCGAUGAUGAGCGCCCAAUCGAAUGCCUCGCUACGGAGGCAUCAGUACAAGUCGAGGCGGAAGCAGCGCUUCAUGAACAGUCAGCUGCAGCGUCAGAUUUCGCUCGAUUCCGAAAAACUCGCCAUGGGCAGUGGGAGCAGCGUGUUUGGAGCGGAAGAGGAGCGCGGUGCCGGCGUCACCGACGGUGCCCGUAACCGACGCAAACAGGGUUUUGGUUUUGGACGCAGCACCAGCGGCAGUGGUGUUUCGGGCGGUGUCGCUGCCGGAGAACGGCAAAGCGCGAGCAGAGGAGCGAGCGGAGGUGAUGGAGUGAAGCUACAGAGGCACCUGAGUUCCGACGAUCAGAGCAACAAAUCGAUCGGCUCCCUGUUUCAGCAUCAUCAGCACUAUCAGCUGCACCAUCAUCAUCAUCACCACCACCAUCAUCAUCUGCUGGCGAUGCAGAAUCACGAUCCGGCCGAUCUGUACCACCUGGACCACAGCUACACGAAAUCUGCGGUACAGCUGGCGAUCGAAAGCUCGGCGGGCGACGCAAUCGGAGGCAAAGGAACUAUGGGUGGUGGUGGUGGUGGAGGAUCGUAUCUUCUUCAUCAGGCCACUCCCAUCCGGCGCGAUUCGAGCAGCACGAUGUCCGCCCUGCAACUGCCAACGAUCGCUAGCGGUAGCAGUAGUGCCGUGGUCGGUGCCGGGAGCAGUAGUGGUGCUGCUAAUGGCCCAUCCGCUGGUGGGAGAAGCGGCUCGGGAUCGGGAGGCAGCAAACGUCGGCGUCACUCGAACACUAAUCCCACGGGCAACAACGGGGGCACGGGACGGCCUCUGCCACGAUCGCUGACUUCGGUGCGACGGAUCAAGAGCGCCGCGCUCGAAACGUGCAGUCCGGCGUCGAUCUCGAACCUAACGCCAACCCACCCGAACAGCGUGGAGGUGAUCGGCGGCCAAACACUGCGCAAUCCACGCCACACCGUACUGCCGCCGCCGAGCAAGUGUUUGUCCCGCAAUCCGUACCUGAACUUGUUUACGAAGUCGAACGAAGGGAGCAGCGGCUCGGGGCUGGUGGACGUGUGCCGGGGAACCGCCUCGAGCCUUACGAUGGUGAUGGGUUCCGGUGAUCCCGUCUAUCCGAUCGCCGAACAGUCUGACGAGAGUACACCAAUCAAGAGUGGUGGUGACGGUGUGCGAUUGGUGACGAGUGACGAAAAAACGGUCAUCCAACGGUGUGUCCUCCAUUCUGAUUCGGACGAUGAGCUGCAGGACGAGGAUGACGAGGAGGAUGAGGAGGAGAGUGACGACGAAGAAGUAGACGAAGAGCACGUGCAGGUUGCGGAGGAUGACGUUGAUGCGGUCGUGGAUCAGUGCAGUGGAAGGGUGCGGGGAGGCCAAGACGGGCCAAAGCUGGUGGAACGGGUAGCAGAUAGUGAGGAGGAUCUCACGUUGCACGAUCAACUCCGUCGGUUGCACCAUCAGCAGCGGGAUCGGAUGGAACUUCUCGAUCAUCAGCUCGAGACGGCAGAUCGGCCGCCGGCGGUACCUGCGGGUGACGGGGGUGACGAUCGGAGCGACGAAGCGAUCGAUUCCGAUCUCGACCCGCCGGACAGUGGCCUUCAGUCGACGGAUUCCGAUACGGAAAACAAUGCGGGCUCACGAUCGCCGCUUCUCGAACCGCGCACUCAUCGGGCGGGUUCCGAGCAAGCGGUGGUGAUAGUGGAGGCCAAGAACACCGCUUGCCUUGCGGCCAGUGGUGGGGACGUGAAGAAAACUUCAUCCAGUCCCACGAUCAGCGACACACUGCGUUCGCCGGUGAAACCGUUCGGUGACGAACUAGGUUGUCUCUCUUCGAGUGACUGGGAGCACGCGAGUGCCAGUUCCAAAGAUUUGCUGAUCGCAAAAGACAGUCCUCCCAAGGCGGCACCAUCGGUGGCCGGAGAGCACGGCGAUCCAUCGGCGACACAACGAACCACGGGGAGCAGUGGGAAGAUGGCCGACGGUACGACAGCGCUCGAUACCACCGCGACCACUUCCGGUAUUACGUCCGCACAGCGUAAUCUCGGUGCGAUACCCAAAACCUCGCCCCAGGGACGGUUCAGCACGCGGCGACUGAGCAUCGAAGACAACUACCCGAGCACCAGUGGCAAGAUCUACAAUCGGACACUCUCGCAGCGGCUAUCGGCGGAGCGGAUACCGGAAAAUGCUGCCACUGCGCCACUGAUCACCUUCCUCAACUAUCGCUCCGAUGUGCCAAUUCCGCCGAUCUACCUGCCGGGCAAUAGUGCGCUAUCGGAGCAGCAAACAAACGGAAGUUUUAGCUUUCGAUCGCGCGGCAUUCCAUUCCCUUCCCGGUCGUACCGCCAGCUAAACUGCCGCCUGCGAAUCCUCAAAUCGGCCGACGAGGGAGGAACUGACAGCGGCGAGACGGGAGCGGGAGCAACGGCGGCGGCAGCCUGUGAAACGACUUCCGGUGCGGUUGGAGUGAACGAUUACUGGCGUGACGAUGAUAACAACAACUGCAACUACUGUCUGGAUGCGCUCGAAGGGGGGCAGCAGCAGGCCGGGGUUACGGCCGGGCGUCUGCAGUCGGAGGCUGCGGGCAGCCAUCCAGGAGUAAGCGGCACACGGGGCGGCGGCGGUGGUAUCGGAGGUGGUGGUGAGUUGAUGCCGGGAUCGGUCGGCGAGGUGCCUUGGAAUUUUUAUGUAGCCGACGAUUCCGAUCGCUGGCUUCGGUGUGCGGCCAACGCGAUCAAGGAGCGGAUCGGAGCGCUCAACCAUCAUCUGCACGCACACCACCAUCUGCACCAUAUGCACCAUCACCAUCAUCCUCGCAGCAGCGCGAUCAGCAUCAGUGGUCCGUCGGGCAUCGGUGGCAUUGGUGUGGCGGGGGGCAGUGCAAGCGUUCUGAGCGGAUCCGGUGGCGUCGGUGGGGCGACGACGAUCGGGACGAUUUCUUCCACCGGCGAUGACUUCAACACGGCGUCCAUCAAUUCUGCCGGAGGAGUCGGUGGUGCCGGAGGUGGAAGCGCCGGAGGCCGGGAAGUGGGGACGAUCGAUAAAGCGAUCGUCGCGUCGACGGAGUGUAGCCUUUCGCGGGCCCAGAGCACGAUCGAUGUCGUGCUACACUCGAUGUUCGGUGACGGUGGGCAGACGGUGCGCCCGAAGCGGUACUACCGCUUCCCGCUGAACUUCCUCUGCUUCCGGGAGCAUCUGAACAUCUCGAUGAAUCGGUUGCAACUGUUGGCGUUGUUCGAUCGCGACACCAGCUGGGCGCAGGUCGUGCUCGCCAUCGGGCUCUGCACGCUCGUGUCGCUGCUCGGCUCGCUCGUCCUGUACCUGAAGUUCUACGAGGAUCUGUACGCGUUCAUCUUUUGCUUCGUGAUUGCCGGCAGCCAGUACUCGCUGCUCAAGAGCGUCCAACCCGAUGCGGCCUCACCGAUCCAUGGUUUCAACAAAACCGUCACCUACUCGCGCCCGAUCUACUUCUGUCUGUGCUGCGCGCUGCUCCUGGGUGUGCACCGGGUGCUCCGAGACUACGAGCUGGAACUGAGCCAGGGGGGCACUCCGCUGGGCCAGGGUCUUCUGGGCUCGCACGUCCUGUUCGGGUUUCGCAUCUCGAUCGUCGCCUUUCUCCAGUCCAGCCAAAGCAUCCUGUCGGUCGUGAUCCUCUCGUUUCCGUUCCUGUUCAGCCUCGGCCUGUUCCCGCAGAUCAAUACCUUCACGAUGUACGCUCUGGAGCAGCUGGACAUGCACCUCUUCGGUAGCAACGCUUCAUGCAGUCUGCUCGCGUCCUUUCUCUCCGUGCUGCGGUCCGUGUUGGCGUGCACGCUCCUGUUCGGGCCCGCCUUCGGUGCCCUGUCCGAGACCGGUACCCAGCACGUGCUGUUCUCGAUGUUUUGCGCGUUCCUCGUGACCGUGUCGUACCAUCUGUCGAGGUGCGCGAGCGACUACACGUACGUUUGGGCGGUCAUCAAGUCGCUGCUACUGGCGCACCCGGACGAUGACGACGCGUCCAGUGGGGCCAGAGACGACUCGAAGCGCUCGGUGUCCUCGGGCUCGUGCGAUGACUCGAAGGGGGCGGAAGGGGACCUGCCAACGGUGGUGGCCGGUGCUCGUGCUGCCGAGCGGCGGCAAUCGGUGCCGGCCCGAUCGACGGACGAGAUGAACCGAGAUUUCGACGAAGAGGCGGCACGCGAGGACACGAAAGAACUGGACGAUCCGUUACCGCGGAAGCUACAGGAUACGGUGACGGCCCGCAUGAAGAACGAUGGUGUGGUGUGCGUGGUGCUGGCGGUGGCCAUGUUCAGUCUGCACUGUAGCACCGUCUUCACGGUGCUCCAGCCGGAGAUCAAUCACGUGCUGCACUCGGGUGCCUGCAUUGUGGGGUUUCUGGUGCACUACGUCGUGCCGCAGCUCCGGAAGCACUUGCCGUGGUUGUGCAUCGCGAAACCGAUUCUGAAACCGGACGAGUUCGGGCUGUUCGAGGUGCAGAAGUUGUCGAAAAUCAUGUGGUUCGAGACGAUGUACGUGCUGCUGUGUUUCUUUGAGCGCAACAUCCUCUACCCGCUGAUCUUUGUCAGUGCCCUGACCGCUGACUCGGGGCUGAUUGUGCAAAAGUUUGGCCUCACGCUCGGCACCAUGCUGAUCGUCGUGUGCAGUUUGAAGUGUGUCCGAAACUCGUACUCCGACGUCGGCAGUCAGUACAUUAUACUCAUCUUCACCGUGCUGUUCUUUCGGUUGGACUACAAGCUGUCUAGCGAAACGUUCCUGCUCGACUACUUUCUCAUCUCGAUCCUGUACCGUAAGAUUUCCGAGUUUCUGCUGAAGUUACAAUUCGUCGUAACGUACAUAGCACCGUGGCAAAUCACGUGGGGAUCGGCAUUUCAUGCGUUCGCCCAACCCUUCAGUGUUCCGCACUCGGCGAUGCUGUUUCUGCAGACGGCCAUCAGUGCAAUCCUGUCGACACCUCUCAAUCCAUUUCUUGGAAGUGCCAUAUUUCUAACGUCAUACGUGCGCCCGAUUAAGUUCUGGGAGCGUGACUACAACACCCGCCGGAUCGAUCACUCAAACACCCGUCUCAGUUCGCAGCUCGAGCGCGAUCUCGGUGCGGACGAUAACAACCUGAACAGCAUAUUCUACGAGCACCUGACCCGCUCGCUGCAGCACUCACUGUGCGGUGACCUACUGAUGGGUCGCUGGGGUAACGUAAGCCAAGGAGAUUGCUUCGUGCUCGCGUCGGACUACCUCAACUGCCUCGUGCACAUCAUCGAACUCGGUAACGGGCUGUGCACGUUUCAGAUGCGUGGUCUCGAGUUCCGCGGUACCUACUGCCAGCAGCGCGAGGUUGAAGCAAUCUCCGAAGAGGUGGAAGACAAUAUUGGUUGCUGCUGCUGCACGAUAGGCCACCUACCACGGAUGCUGAGUGCGAAUGCCAUGUUCACUACGCGCUGGCUAGCGUGGCAAGUGAUGGCGUCCAAGUACGUGCUCGAGGGUUACUCGAUAUCGGACAAUUCUGCCACUGCCACACUGCAGGUGUUCGAGUUUCGGAAGGUGCUGAUUUCAUACUACGUUAAGAGCAUCAUCUACUACACGCUGCGGUCGCCGAAGCUGAUGAGCUGGCUGCAAUCGCAGGCCAUCGAGGAAGCGCUCGAACACACGACGGACCGUCAGUUUGUCGAUCUCGAUCCGGUCUUUAACCACAACCUGGACGACGAUUACGAUUUCCGUACGGCGGGCAUUACGCGGGCCAGUUUUUGGUGCAUCUAUGGCGAGUGGAUACAGUUCUGCAGUACCAAGAAGCGCCAGCAGCUACAAGCGGCCCUUAACGAGCGUAACAGUACGCCGAAGAAAACUCCACCGGCGAGCACCGGAAGCACUACCGGCACGGCGGGAAGUGUUGUCAAUUGUGUGGUUUCGUCGACCACUCAGACCCACGGUGCAAACGCGGCCAGCACGGACGCGACGAAGGAUGCCAAAGCUUCACCGGGAACUAGUGUGACGACCGGUUCGACGGCGGAGAUUGACGGUACGACGACAGGGGCCGGACCGGGAAGUGCUGGGAACAGUAAGGGUGAGUCGAGUGGAACGCACAACAAUAACGGAGCGCACGCUGCAGCCACGUCCUCGAAUUGUGGAGGUGCGGACGGAACGAACGCAGGUUCCGGUUCCAACGGAAGCUCCUCCAAUGGUACAUCCAACUUUUUCAGUUCGAACCGUGACUCGUUGGUGACCUCGCUGUGCAUGUCGCUGGCGUUGCUGGCUCGGCGUACGUUAGCCACCGCCAGUCACAGUUCGUCGUGUGGGGUCGAGUUCUUUCUUCACGGUCUGCACGCCCUGUUUAAGGGGGACUUUCGCAUCACGUGCCCGCGCGACGAGUGGGUCUUUGCCGAUAUGGAACUUUUGCACGGUGUGGUUGCUCCGGCGGUCCGGAUGUCGCUGAAGCUACACCAGGAUCACUUUCUCUGCCCGGACGAGUACGAUGACUACAGCUUCCUGUACAAUGCGAUUGAUUUUCACACGAAGGAGCUGGUCAUUUCGCACGAAGCGGAUCCGCUGUGGCGAAAUGCGGUGCUUCGGGGAACACCGAAUUUACUAGCACUGCGCCACGUCAUGGACGAUGGUUCGGACGAGUACCGCGUGAUACGGCUCAGCAAGCGGUACCUAAACUUUCGGGUCAUCAAACUGAACCGCGAGUGUGUGCGUGGAUUGUGGGCUGGCCAGCAGCAGGAGCUGAUCUAUCUGCGCAAUCGGAACCCCGAGCGGGGCAGCAUUCAGAACGCGAAGCAAGCGCUCCGCAACAUCAUCAACUCAUCGUGCGAUCAACCGAUCGGCUACCCGAUUUACGUGUCCCCGCUGACUACGUCGUACGCUGAAACGAACGCACAGCUGUGUCGCAUCAUCGGCGGGGAGAUAACGCCCGAGAAGAUCCAACAGAUGCUGAUCCGCUGCUGGAAGCGCAUCCGGCAGCGGUGCCGCGAGGGGUGCAGCAGCGGUAGCGCCAUCGUCGAUGGCGAAAUGACGGAGAUGCAGGGUGUGUACUGUAACACGCCGACACCGAACAACACCCUGUCGGGGACGGCGGGCACCCUGUCGUACGGGAGUCAGAACAUGUCGAUCUCCGGUGCCGUUGCCCCGCGGGGCAGCAUGGCCAGCAUUAACAAACCGACCAGCUCGACCCUGUUGGCUGGGUUUCUGAACCGCGAGCGGGAUGCGGAGCGCGAGGCGAUGGCCGUGGUAGGGGUGCGGGAACGCAGUACGAUCGCGAAGCGGAACGUGAGUAGCACGAGCAAAGAUCGCAUCGAUUGGGGUACGCUACAGAUUAGCAAGCGGGACUCGUACCGAGAAGCGGUGCUGGCGGAGGCAGUAGCAGCGGCAGCGGUCGCCGGUGGCAGUGGGAACGACAGUUCCGCCGGAGCUGACGAUGAGUGUACCGGGGGUGCCUGUGCGAGUCCGAGUUCGACACUGAAAGCAAGCGCCGAAUCGGCUUCCGGUCUGAUCAGUCACAAGCAACAUCCGUUGAUGCUUUCUGCCGUUGGUACCGGCAUUGCGUUGCCACCGGGAGUUGCCAGCGGCAGUGGUGGUGGUCUGGCGGCCGUCGGUAGUCGAAUACCGGGAGUUCCCGGAACGCUAACGUUCACACUGUCUCCGCCGGACGAUGCGUCCUACUCACUGUUCAGUAUGGCUACUGCUGCGGAGUCAACCGAAGCUCAGGCGGCAGCGGCAAACCUUCAGUGGAUACAGACGCCUCCGGUGAUCGGGCUGAACAAGAAGGUCAUCAUUGUUGAUGCGUCACAGAUCUACGAUUGUCUUGAUCUGGGCCGGCGUAUCGAUGUAACGUGGCCGAACGAGCAGUUCCGAGCCAGUGGCGGUCGCGCCUCGUGGAAAGAGUGGAUCCCGCAGGAGGGCAUGGUAGGUCACGUAGUGCACUACUGGCAACCGAACCAUCCGGAUCAUCACUUCCGUUCGAACGUUAACCGCACGAUACUGUUGGUGAAGAUUGGUGAACGACACGUACCGAUCGGCGAGAAGGGUAUUAAAGAGUACAACACGAUCGGACUAACCGCGAUAGGGGCCAUUUCGUCCACCGUCGAGGACAACCCUGCAGCAGCGUGUGGUGCCGAUUCAUCGUGCCGUUCCGUAUCCAUCAACAUGAUCCCUAUGGAACGAACCGGUAGCCGAGAACUGAUUGUAACAUCCACCACUUCCGGCGCACUGGUGGAAGUAGAGAGCAGCGAUACUAUUGCUACGCCUGAAAAAAGCACUCCGUCGAAGGUGCUGGAAGGCGACGCUGCUGGGGACCCAGCUUCGUGUUUUGCCGCAUGCACCGACGAACAUGAUCAAUCUCAAAGCUGCCCUCGCUGCUCAGGGCUCGUGUAG
Molecule: messenger RNA, 9288 nt
Organism: Anopheles cruzii
Lineage: Eukaryota; Metazoa; Arthropoda; Insecta; Diptera; Culicidae
Gene: pcx
Product: protein pecanex
Exons: 11
Coding region: 1-9288 (3095 amino acids)
Biological process (GO): endoplasmic reticulum organization
Cellular component (GO): endoplasmic reticulum; membrane
Source: RefSeq, a predicted model, not a curated record